Nicotiana tabacum (common tobacco) is the source of this 961-nucleotide messenger RNA. RefSeq names its product bifunctional bis(5'-adenosyl)-triphosphatase/adenylylsulfatase FHIT. Lineage: Eukaryota; Viridiplantae; Streptophyta; Magnoliopsida; Solanales; Solanaceae. The record is from RefSeq and is a predicted model, not a curated record. Gene Ontology annotation, molecular function: catalytic activity.
AAAAAAUAAGCCAUUAUUCUCGGGGGACGGUGCUACUGUACUACCUGCUCCAAAUUCCAGAAUACAAACCUAGACAUGUUAAAGCUACUGUCUUUUGUUUCAUCACAUAACUUCACUCCAUUGUCAAAUUUCAUUGGAGGCAUUCAAUUUCAGUCCGCCUUCACACCCACUAAUCAUUUCUUCCACUUAGCGCGAGUCUUUUCUUCAAUCAGUCAUUCCCAGUCCAAGAUGGAGGCUGAUUCUUACAUGUUUGGGCCAUACAAGAUUGACAAAAAAGAAGUCUUCUACUCCACUGAUUUGUCCUAUGCCUUGGUCAACCUCCGUCCCCUUCUUCCUGGUCAUGUGCUUGUCUGCCCAAGACGCGAAGUAAAGCGCUUUGGUGAUCUUUCUGCUGAUGAAACUAGCGACUUGUGGCUUACAGCACAAAAAGUGGGCAAGCAACUUGAGUCCUACCACAAGGCAUCCUCUCUUACAUUUGCAAUCCAAGAUGGACCCCAGGCGGGGCAGACAGUUCCUCAUGUUCAUAUUCACAUCAUCCCGCGUAAAAGUGGUGACUUUGAAAAGAAUGAUGAAAUUUAUGAUGCUCUGGACGUGAAGGAGAAGGAGAUGAAGCAAUCGCUCGAUUUGGACAAAGAAAGGAAAGACAGAAGCAUUGAGGAGAUGGCUGAAGAGGCAGAUGAAUACAGAAAACUUUUCUAGUGAAGAGGCAUAAUAUAUCAUCUCAUUAUUGUCUUUAGAAUCCAGCUGUUGCCUAUUGAUCACUAACUAUUCCGUGGAUGUAACAUUCGGAUAUUAUAAACUAGUAUUAUAUGAUUACAUUCUGGUGUUAGCAGUAAGAUAUUCCCAUCUGAGAAGGGAAUUUUACUGAUAUAAUUGAAGCUGUUGUUGUUUUUUCCUGUACUCAAAUUUGUUUGCUAUACCACUGAUAUAUCAAUGAUAGCCACUGCAGAAUUGGGGUUUA